GCGAAAUUCAUAGUUUCCCAAACUUACACAGCCUCGAACCUCAAACUGCCAGCAACAUGAACUCCACCUUCGAUCGACAACUACUUCAUCUCCUCAAACCUCAAACUACUACAUCAUCAUCUCUCUAAUCUCUUCUUUCCACUUCUCUACCCCAGCAGCCCAGUCUCAAAAUCAUCCUAAAUCACCAGCACCAAACUCCUUCAUCUUGGGUUUUCGAUCGAUCAGGUAAAGUUUUAAUUUUUCUCUUCUUUUCUUUUUAUAAUUUGAUUUUUUUCAAUGGGUAUUCUCAAUUUUCAAUUGUAAUUGUGUUUUGAUUACAAUAUACCAGUUGAGACGAUGGGUUCUUAUAUUGGUAAGAAAACAAUGGAUAAUUGUUUGAGAUAUGAAUUCUUGAUUGCUGUUGACUUUUCAAUUUCAGUGUUGUUAAUUUUUGAGAUAUCAUCUCUCCGAUUUUGGUUUUAUAUUAAUUGAGUUUUUGUUUUUGUUUUCUCACCCAUUUAGAAUAUUACCCGUUAUGCAAAGUCUUUAUAGUUAUAGUUCAACCUUUUUACCAGUUAACUUGUAGGGUGACUAGCUUGUUUACUGGUUUCCAAUUCUAACUUAUGACUAGCGUGAUCUUGAAGAUAUUGUUUUUUAGUAGUCCGGUCGAAUCAAGUUUUCAACCUAGUUGCUUUCAUUAGCUCGAUCGGUCUAACAUGUUAACGAGUAAUGUCUAGACGACAUGGACAGACUUAUGAGUGUGGCCUGCAGGUUUUGCUUCUAUAUUUUCCUGUUAUCUUGGGUAAAUGGGUAAAACUUAAUUACAGUUAUUAUGCAUUCCUUGUUAUAAGCAACAUGCAUGGUUGAAGUUGAAAUUAAUCUAAGAACGAUUCUUUAAGCAACCAUCCAAACAUUGUUCAUCAAUUGUUAAUGUAAGAUUUUCUAUGAUCAUUAAUUCUAGAUUGAAUUCAUUGUAGAGCAGAGCGAGUGGAAGCGAUCACUCCCCUCAUUUUCUACAUGUGACCGAAGUUUACCGAUUCAUUUUUCGUUUCAGAAUGUAUGUUUUAUUCGAGUAUAAACAUAUUGAUGCUCCAUAGAUUGUCUAAAACAAAUUGAAAUUGGCACGUCUUGUUUAUUUAACAUAUGCACGUCUUGAUGGAAUUGUUGGGGGUGGUUGAGUUUUAUGUAGAGAGAUGAGCCCAGGUUUAAAUAUAUUUGAAUUUCAUGUGGUGGGUAGUGAUGGCUUCAGGAACUAAUUGUUAAUAUAGGGAAGUGACUGUAAGUGGUUCUUUAUAUAUAUUACUUGGACUUCUAAUAACCAGAGGAAAGGUUAUUGAGAGGUAUGGGGUUCUAGGAUACAGUUUUGUAUGGAAAAUCCAAAGCAUUACUUUGUGCUAAGCAGAAACAUAAAAUUGUUCUCAUGGUCUCAAUUGUCACUCGUACUAUUUUCAAUCUAUGUUGAAGUUUACAGUUUGUGUCUUUAUAUAUUCCAUGAAAAAGGGAAGCAGAAUCGCAUCAGAAAGCAUUAUCCGGAUUGGAUACUAGUGAUUGUUGAAAGUGCUGAAAAGAGUGAUGCAACUGAUCGAUAUUGAGAAGAACAAGUUUUGUUGAGCUCACUUCAAUCCAAAGUUGCUUUAGUAUUACACAAAAGGUGUCGAGAAAGGUAAAAAUGUGUCUUUUGUUGAGAAUUGGAGCACUAUGCAUCAACAUCAUGAUGGUCAGUGGAUCAACGAAGCAGCUGAACAAACUGGGAAGAAAAUGUUAGCAGAAUUGAAUCAAACAAAGGAGAAGUUAGCUGAAAUCCUUGGGGCUGCCUCACUUGAUGAAAUAGAAGUUCCCGUUUCUAUGCAGUUGGAUAUCUUGGCAAAUGGCGUUGGGGUUGCAAAGGGUAGAGGCAUUCGCGGUCUGGGCUAUGGUCCACGGAAGGAACCCGUCCAUUAUUCUGAGAGUGAUAAAUCUGCAAAUGCUUCUAUGACAGAACAAAAGGUAAUUGAGCUGACAGCCACGGUGGAAAAGCUUUUGAGGCAUAUCAAUCACAUAGAAGAGCAACUUGCUACUGUUGAAGGGUAUACUAUUCAUCAUUCCAGUGAUGAUGAUGAUUAUGAUGAUGGGGAUGAUGAUGAUGUGAAUAUCUAUGGGGAUGAAGAUGAGGGUGCAGACUAGCUAUUAGGACCUUAAUGUUGUUUUCCGAUGGAACUUUAAUUUUAUAUUAUUAAAACUAGAAAACUUGAUUUCGCUAGCUACUGUCUAUGUAGAAGUGUAGAAACGCAAAACUUCACUUUCUCAGUUAUGUACUAUCUUUCAUUUAUUCAAUGCAAUUAAAUAUAUUUUUAUUUA
Rosa rugosa (rugosa rose) is the source of this 2316-nucleotide messenger RNA. RefSeq lists its product as uncharacterized. The record is from RefSeq and is a predicted model, not a curated record. Lineage: Eukaryota; Viridiplantae; Streptophyta; Magnoliopsida; Rosales; Rosaceae. The coding region runs from base 1678 to 2142 and encodes 154 amino acids. The transcript has 5 exons.